Molecule: messenger RNA, 1251 nt
Organism: Chaetomium globosum CBS 148.51
Lineage: Eukaryota; Fungi; Ascomycota; Sordariomycetes; Sordariales; Chaetomiaceae
Exons: 3
Coding region: 1-1251 (416 amino acids)
Biological process (GO): NADPH regeneration
Cellular component (GO): cytoplasm
Molecular function (GO): oxidoreductase activity; nucleotide binding
Source: RefSeq, a predicted model, not a curated record
AUGGCGGCCCUCAAUGUGUUGAUGGUCGGGACCGGCGAGUACACCACCGGCUUUGUGGGCGGUGGAGCGUCUGGUUCGGAUAAGAAAGUUGGCGUUGUGGGCCUGACCCUGUUCGACCUUCGGAGGAGAGGCAAGGUGGGCGAACUGUCUAUGGUGGGCGUCAAUGGGACGAAAUACCCAGCAAUCCGGGAGCACCUUCACAAGAACAUUACGCUGGCUUACAACAACUUGGACACAUCGUUCAAAUCGUACCCGGCAGACGAUGCCAAAGACCCCGACGCGUACAAGGCGGCGAUUGACGCCCUCUCGCCCGGCGAUGCCAUCACCAUCUUUACCCCCGAUACCACGCAUUACCCCAUCGCCCUCUACGCCAUCGAACGGGGCAUCCACGUCAUGAUCACCAAGCCAGCUGUGAAGUUGCUGGAGCACCACCUUGCCCUCCUCGACGCGGCUGAGAAACGCGGCGUCUACGUGUACAUCGAACAUCACAAGCGGUUCGACCCUGCGUAUUGGGAUGCGAAAGCCCGGGCCUUAAAGCUCGGGGACUUCAACUACUUCUACAGUUACAUGUCACAGCCCAAGUUCCAACUCGAGACUUUCAAGGCAUGGGCCGGGAUCGACUCGGACAUUUCGUAUUACCUCAAUAGCCACCACGUCGACAUCUGCGACUCCAUGGUUUCCCAGCUGGGGUACGUCCCGACCAAGGUCUCGGCCUCGGCGUCCAAAGGCGUUGCGGUAAGCAUGGGAUGCCAUGAAUCAACCGAGGAUACCAUCUCGCUGCUGGUGCACUGGGAGAAGAAAGACGACCCGUCCAAGCGGGCCACUGGCGUGUACACGGCCUCGUGGACGGCGCCACACAAGGCCGGGGUGCACUCCAACCAGUACUUCCACUAUCUCGCCAAGGACGGUGAGAUUACCAUCAACCAAGCCAAGCGCGGCUACGAUGUGGCCGACGACGCGGCUGGGCAGCUGGUGUGGUACAACCCCUUUUACAUGCGGUACGCCCCGGAUGAAGAUGGCAACUUCAACGGCCAGAGCGGGUACGGCUACGUCUCAUUUGAGAAGUUUGUAGACGGCUGCCGGGCCGUUAAUGCCCGAGAGCUAAAGCCCGCGGAUCUGGACGCGAAGGGACUUCCGACUCUGAGAAAUACGAUUGCUACUACGGCCAUUCUCGAGGCCGGGCGGCGAAGUAUCGACGAGAACAGGGAGGUGAGAAUCGAGAGCAAGGACGGGGUCUGGAAGCUGGUUUGA